AAGAAAACAAUUUUUGUUUAACGUAAGAAUUCUUCAAUGAUCAUCUGUUUAGUUGGCUAUUUGUCAAUUUCUCUAUGAGAUGUCGCUAGUUUUUAAAUGUCAAAUGUCAAUCGUUUUGACUUACGACUUGUGACCACAGAUUUUACGUUUUACACAGAAUAUGUUUGUUUUAGUCGUAGUUUACAGUUUACAUCGCAGAAAAUGAAUUUCAUAAAAGAACGAUUUUUCAAACUAGCAAACCCUUAUUUUCAAAGAAAUAAACCAGCACCGCAACAACCGCAACUGACUAGUAAAUACCAAGUGUAUUUCGAGAAGGUUUAUUUCGUAUUAAGUUGGGAAAAUAUUAGUUUUACCCUUGUGGUUCUUUUAGUAUUGAAUUAUCUAUUUUGGUAUGUAUUUUAAUUCAAUUAUUCGAUUUACGUAUUUGACGCGUAUUAUUUGCACGUUUCUUAUAUUAGAAUGGUAUUCGGUUAUUGUUGUCAAUAUUGCGUUUUGAAUAAAUAAAGGUAUUUAAAAUGUAAUAGAGGUCCAUAAAUAGCAUCACUUAUUAUGUAUACAGGUUAAUGGUGCACCUAGAAGUAAAAUUUUUCAGCGUUUUGUUCCUAUCAUGCCUAGCUCUGUUCCUGUGGGAUUCACUGCUAACGAAUCCAGAAAAGUACACCCCAAAGUACACAGACAUAUUCGACAGCACCAGGAUUGCUAUUUACGACCUAGUACUUAACUUGAAGACGCUCAGACGGGAAAAUCCCUCUACGUUUUGCAUCUCAUUGUCGCUGGCGUUCUUUGUUCUCCGCAUUAUAGCAUCAACAAUCUCAGGCUACGAAUUUAUUUAUUACACGCUAUUAGUCGCAUUUUUCUUGCCAUUAGGGUUCAAAUUGUUGCCGGAGGAACAAGCUCAACGCUGUAAAAAUAGUAUUAAAUCCGUAUUUAAUGUAUCGGGGAUAUUAGCUGAAGAAGAAUUGAUUCCUUUUAUCAAUACUGAUUUUAUUAAUGUAGAUAAUGAUUUAGACAGUCUUUUAACAGAUAGAACAGCAGAUUCAGUAUCGACUUCGUUAAUAAGCGGAAUAAGCGGAAUGCCUUCGCAUUUGGACGUCAUCGAUAAUGCAAACGACGUGGACGAAGACGAUCUGAUUCCCAACAGGAGCGUAUCCUGCGAACUUUCCAGUGAUUCGGACUCGGAGCACAAAGAUAUAAGUUUCGAGUCGUCGCAUUUUAGUAGAGACAGUUCGUCCGAAGACGAGAGAUUGUUGUUGAAGAACGACGCGCCGGUCGCGUCGGCGUCUCCGCUUUCGGGGACGAUAUUGAAUUUCGUCAAAUCGGUGGUUUACAAAAACGAGGCGCCGAUCAAGAGGCAGAAUAGCAAUUCUAGCAGCAGCAGCAGCGAUUUCGAAUUCGUAUACAAAGACGAUGUAAAAUCGUAGUUUAAUUUUUUAGCCGAAAACCAGUGAUAUCUCUUAUUUUAGUUUAAACCGAUUGUACAUUAUUUAUUUUAUUUCACAGCAACUGAUUGUCGAUUUACUUGUAAAAUAAAGUAGCGGAUAUUUCGAUAAACGUA
Molecule: messenger RNA, 1555 nt
Organism: Phyllotreta striolata
Lineage: Eukaryota; Metazoa; Arthropoda; Insecta; Coleoptera; Chrysomelidae
Source: the annotation of a GenBank genome assembly